This is a messenger RNA of Trypanosoma grayi, 291 nucleotides long. RefSeq lists its product as hypothetical. Gene Ontology annotation, molecular function: protein binding. The record is from RefSeq and is a predicted model, not a curated record. The transcript has a single exon. Lineage: Eukaryota; Euglenozoa; Kinetoplastea; Trypanosomatida; Trypanosomatidae. Bases 1 to 291 code for a protein of 96 amino acids.
AUGUCGACGCUGCAGGCCGCCACCGCGGCGCUCAACAAGGAGGCGGAGGAGGACACGGAGGCCAUCGUCGUGCUCGACCAGGAGCUCGGCGUGCUGCGCACCGAGAAGGGCGAGUACGAGCUGGAGAAGCACAUCGAGUCGAUGCGCGACAGGCACUACGAGGACAUGCAGGCGACGGUGCAGAAGCACGCAUGCACCAUCCAGGCGUGCUUUCGCGCCUACAUGACGCGGACGAAGUUCGAGCAGGCGCAGAGCAGCUCCAAGAAGAAGGGCAAGAAGCGCAAGGCCUAG